Mangifera indica (mango) is the source of this 1816-nucleotide messenger RNA. Its product is annotated as zinc finger protein ZAT4-like. Gene Ontology annotation, molecular function: DNA-binding transcription factor activity. Lineage: Eukaryota; Viridiplantae; Streptophyta; Magnoliopsida; Sapindales; Anacardiaceae. The transcript has a single exon. The record is from RefSeq and is a predicted model, not a curated record. The coding region runs from base 1 to 1413 and encodes 470 amino acids.
AUGGCUCAACCUCAAGAAAUUCAAGAUCAUCAAGGAGAGAAAGUUGAGAUGGGUUUGAAACAGGAAGAGGUUGCUGCUGUUGGAGAUGAUUUAUCUUUGAUGCUAAACAUCCUCAAGCCUGAGAAUAUGGAAGAAGAUAAAAAAGGUUAUGAUUUUGAUUCUGUGAUUUUAUCUAAAGAUUUUCUUAGAACUUGCAGUGAGUGCGGUAAGCAGUUUACUUCUGGUAAGGCUUUGGGAGGUCACAAGAGAGCUUGUCUCCAGAAAAAGCAUCAAACAAUUGUGAGGAAAGUAUUAGCUCCUACGAGGUUUGAUCAUCAACGGGAAAGUGAUGGAGGAUGGAAUUGUUUUGUGUGUCAGCAACCUUUCAGAUCUUUGAAGUCUUUGUAUGGUCACAUGAGGAAGCAUCCGGAGAGAGAAUGGAGAGGGAUUCAACCUCCACAGCCAGCUAGUAACAAUGAUGUUGAUAACGAGAACGUUCAUCGGGAUGAUGAUGAGCCUUGUGACGGCGCUGAUGCUGGAUCCACUAUGGACGUGGUGGAGUCUUUGAAGACCUGGUCGGUUAAGGCCAAAAGAGGCCACAGGUUAUCAUCUGAGCCUCGUCUCUCUACUUCUGUUUCGGAGGAGGAUGAAGAUGAAGAUGAUGAAGAAGCUGAAGCUAUGCAACAAGCUGUCAAUGAUCUCUUGCUGCUAGCUGAGUAUCGAUCCAAUAAGCAGCUUGGUUCUGGUUACGGCGUGUUGAAAAUCAAGGAUGAUGGAGUUAACGAGAAGGCAGAAAUUUUGAACACUGUGUUGGAAGCUGAGAUUGGGAAGAUGAACAAGAGGUGUGAUUCGGAGGAGACUUGGAUUGAGAACGAUAAUGAGGAGGAUAGUGAGAUGGAGUUGUCGAGGAAGACGAAGCAGUUGAAGAAGAGAAGACUCAUUGAGUUUGAUGAUAUGGAUUGCUUGAAUGAAGAAGCAAUAACAGUAAUGGCUCCUCAAACCUAUUCUUGCCCAAUAUGUGAUAAGGUUUUCGGUAAACAUCAAGCUCUCGGAGGUCACGUAGCAAGUCACAACAAGAUCAAGAACAACUUUACUGCCAAAGAAUCAUCAACUUCCUUGGCAGUCUCAGCUUCAGCAGAUGGAAAUUGUAACAAUAAUGGUGUGGCGAAUGAGCAGCAAACUAGUGGUGGUGGUGAUAAUGAGCAUCAAUGUAACAUAUGCAGCAAGAUAUUCCCAACUGGUCAGGCUCUUGGAGGACACAAAAGACGCCACUGGACAGGCCCGCCUGAAGCACUAUCAAGCUCAAGUCAAGUGACAACAUCUGCUGGUGAAGUUAAUCAGACAACUCGAAAUAAGCUAGUUCUUGAUUUCGAUCUUAAUGAUACACCACCUGAGUAUUUUCAGAUUUAUGGUGCUGAAACAGCUGCUGCUUAAUUAGCUAGUUCUUUAAAAAAAAAUGAGAAAUUUUGAUGAGUUUAUGAAGGUUCUAGAUCAGUAGAUUGAUUGACUUUCAACUAGUUUCUUAUAGUUUCAUUCGGUUGGUCUGGCUUUGAAUCUUUCUCAGUGAAGUUUUUUUCUAGUGGGGUCAUUGAAACCUAUCUUAUAGUGUUAAAUUUUCUUCAUCUACGUUUGGUCCAAGAGCAAUUUUACUUUUAGCUUUAUCAAACUAAAUUAUUUAUUAUGUAUGGUUUGAUUAUUGGGAUAUGAGGUCAAUUGUAGCACCACUAAGCUGUGGAGGUGACAACAGCAGAAAGAGAAGAGAGUGGCCUAGGAUUCAAAAAGUCAAUUAGCAUAUUCAACCACUUUAUAUGUGUCUUUUAAGAGCAACCUUUUAUUG